This is a messenger RNA of Phragmites australis (common reed), 1075 nucleotides long. RefSeq lists its product as uncharacterized. Lineage: Eukaryota; Viridiplantae; Streptophyta; Magnoliopsida; Poales; Poaceae. The record is from RefSeq and is a predicted model, not a curated record. The coding region runs from base 138 to 590 and encodes 150 amino acids. The transcript is spliced from 2 exons.
UACAAUUCCUGCCCAUUGCCAUCUUUACUCGCGGCUCGCCCCUGCACUGUGCAGCCCAAUCAGAACCCCUUUUCUCCCUCCCACCUCCCCCAGCCGGCUCGCGAGGCAGACUAGAGUUGAUCCGGCAAGAGUGGAGCAUGGCGAGGGCCCUCGCCGACAGGAGUUCCUCGACCAAGGACGUCGCCUACAGUUGUGGAUACUGCGGCAAUGCGUUAAACUUGAGCUCCUCGACACGCAACACAGCGAACAUUGGAUCCAAGUAUGGCAAGCAGAUCAGGAAAGGUGUUGUCUCAUUCUUUGCAAUUGAUGACAGUCGUUUUACACAAACCGAUGAAGUGAGUUGCAUGCCCUACUUCCAUUCAAGCCGUUCCUGGGGUUUCUUCAGAAAGAGGACACGCUUGCUCUGCCGGAAGUGUGGUGUUCAUAUUGGUAAUGCUUAUGAGGAUGAUGAUUCCACCUUGUAUGACGGCUCAGAUGACCCGCACAUGAGCCCCAAGGGCAGAAGCAUGUCAACUCGGAAGAAAUAUGUUAUCAAGAUCAAUGCACUGCAGCCCUCAUCAGACAACUCUGGUGCUCUCUUCUCUCCGUGAUGGCAAUCUGAAUUGCAGUCAUGUGUACCUUUUCAUGCCUGGCUACUCUGGUGUGUACUGGAGUACUGGACUGCGAACCUAGUAAAUGCAGAACCAAAAAGUGCUUGAUGUUGCCAAAACCUUUUUCAGAGGGAUUUGCCAUCUUUAUUCUGCUUCAAUCACCUUCUUGCCCAUUCGUUAUAGCCCUUCCAUUUCCCUUCUGCAGCAGUGUAAGUGUAUAUUGACAGGACUACUGAAUUUUGCUUGUGUUAAUACUAUUGUAAAAUGGUAGGGGGGGGGGGGGGGGUUGUGUACUUGUGUGUACUGCUGUUAUUGACGUUUACUGAUGUUACAAUUUUGAGACUUUUCAUUUUGAUAUUCUGAGGAUAUGCACUGCUGCGGUAUGCCAUAUGCGCUUGUAGAUUUCAAAGGGUGUAAUAAAUGUAUAGGAAUACUGUAAUCUAUUUAAUUUUGUCCAUCUGAAUGAUCAAGGCUCUCUUCAGUUA